ACAAGACUUUCUGACAUGCAUUGUGUAAACGAAGCUGUUAAAAUAGAAGAGGUGAAGUAUGGCAAAUAUGCCGACGAUAUAGCGAUUAUUACACAGGGGAAAAACAAUGAACAAACCACGAUAAGAAUAGAAGAGGGUAUAUCGCAGUUAGGUGACUUCCUGAAAGAUAGAAAACUCGAGUUAUCCAUCGAUAUGACAAAGACACUAUUCUUUGGACAACAAACACCACAGUCAAAUAUUAUGGAACUUAUGAUGAAAACAAGGAAAAGAUUAAGUAUUGUAAAUUACCUAUGUCACAGGGAAAGAGGAAUAAAACAGAACCAGGCUUUGAUGAUGGCCAGAGCAUUGAUCACCUCGGUUAUGGAAUAUGGAGCAGCGAUUUACAUGAACUCAAGAAAACAAAUAUAUUUGCAAGAAGAACUCAGGAAAUUGGAAUCGAAAGCGAUUAGAACGGCGAUGGGUUAUAGGAUGUCCACACCGUUGAACGUAAUGUACCCAGAGGCAGGAUGGAUAGGGCAUAAAGACAGAGCACUCUUUCUGGCAUGUAAAUAUUGGAUCGGGCAAUUAGAGAAAGGACGGGAUAAGAAAGGGCAACGUGAACAUUACAAACAACCUUUCGAAGGAAGCUUUCAAAACACAAAUAUAAAAAUGUAGAUAUACAAAUAUAAAAAUAUGAUAUUCGAAAGAGACCUGACAAGUGAAAGGAUCGACUAUUGGAAGUAGUUCUUCAACAUAGAACAACAACAUAUUGGAAAUAAAGGAUUAAUCCUGGAUACAACGACAGAUGGGAGUAAAAUACCGAAACAUAUUUCAAACGGUAUAGGAAUAAUAACGAUGCACAAUAAUUCGGUAGAGAUCGAAGGAAAAGCGAUAAAUAAUAAGUUCACGAUAUUCACGACCUAGCUGAUAGGUAUAAACAUAGUACUGAGAAAAUUCUUGAACAACGGACAGAGUUCAAACUGCCUCGUCUUAACGGACUCAAUGUCGGUGAUAGAGGCACUAAGGAAUAUAGAAACCAAUUAUAACGAGUCAAGAGAUAAUCCAUGGAUCAUCGAAACCUGGAAGUUAGGGAAAGAAGAAAGACCAGGUAAAAUGGUAAUAGGAUGGAUUCCAAGACACAUAGGUAUAAACGGCAACGAAUUAGCUGACCAGGAAGCCAAAAGACAAACGGUAAAAAUCUCGGAUGGAAGCUACAAAGUGCCAGCGAAGGAAGUUGUUACAGAACUCAGGCAGAGUUUUUGGAAUAAAUUCAAAAAAAAAAUGGUCGACAUAGGAAGGGAGAAAGGAAUUCUCUUCAUGAAUGAAAUCGGACUAGAACACGGAAGAACAAAAUACAGGCCCUGGUUCCAGAAAUUGAAAAAUGAUCUGAGCAGAGAAACGAUAAGAACUAUCUCUAGAAUUAGAUGCAACCACUAUAACCUGAAGGCGUCCUUAGCAAGGAAGUACAUAAUUGACAACCCUAUGUGCGACUGCGGACAGGAGGAAGAAGACAUAGAUCACGUCAUGUUCGAGUGCGGACUGUAUAAUCUAGAAAGAGAACUGUUAUGGGAGAAACUAGGAUCAGACAUAGACGAAGUAGGAAGAACGACGCUAGGGUUAAUCAGACUUAACAAACGUAGAAUUCUCAAAACGAUAGACAAAUUCCUUAAAACGAUAGGGAAGAAACUAUGACUUUAAAGACUGAGAAACGUUAGGGAUAAAAAGACUGAUUAAAACCAUAUGGUAGGUGCAAUGAUAAGUAACGUACAAAUAGUGAUAUUAGCGAAUAACAAAAUAGAGUAAAAUAUACGAGACGUACCGACGAGAUAGUAAGGGAAAAAAAUUAGAAGUAGAGAUACGAAAGAAAGGUAACACAAAACAUGCCCGAAAUGAACAUAGAACAGAAAACCUAGUGACCUGUUAUAUUAUAAAUAGGUUAAGAAAGAUAAAAGUAAAAUUAUAUAUAUUUUUAUAUAUUAUUCAUAUAUUUAAAGUAUAUUCUUUACAUUAUCCUUUUGUUGUUAAUAGUACAAAGAAAACCAAAAAGUAUUACAAGAUGUAAGACUUAGAACAUAAGUAUAGACAUAAGAUGUUACAAAGAGAAAAAUGAUAUAUAUUUUUUGAUAAUAUAAAAAAAAAAAAAACUAUAUACAAUGUUUUCAUAUACGAGUAUAAACAGAAUACAGUACAUAAUAGUCUGAGAUCUUACGCAAGUUCGACUUACAAUAUUUAAUUGUAACAACCCCAAACUUGUUCCCACUUAGAGUAAGAAGUGUAAAAUGUAAAAAGAAAUAAGAAAAAUACCUGUGAUCCCAUUAAUUUAUAGGCAAAAGUGCGUAGACAAUGAUAAGAUAAUCUUAACACAAAUGUAUUAAUAGUUAAUGUAAUAUGUAGCUGCGAGGUAAAGUAAAGAAUAUCAAUGUUAUAAGACCGGGAGAAUGAACGAUCUGUAAGAAAAGAAAGAAUGAGUAUAAAUAUCGAGCGAAGCAUGAAUGCAGUUUAAAGUCAAAUAUUCAGAGUUUGCUGAGGAAUGAGAGUAGAAUCUAAAAGAACAUUGUUACUGGAAUGGGAGAGCGAAAGAAAAAUAUUAAUGAAUAAUAUUGUUAAUUUAAAAAAAAAAAAAAAAGAAAAACAUUUAGUGAGUCAGGUAUAAUAAAUAAUUGCACGCAAGGAAAUGAGUGGAUUUAAAAGACUGUUAGAAUGGAAGGAUGACAGUAGAUAAAAUCGGAAGAAAAGUAAAAUGUCAAGCGCAAAGGAGUGCGCUUGUAAGUGAGAAAAGCUAGAUUUGGACAACGCGCGCGGAAUGGUAGACAGAAGUGCGAAUGGCAUGGAAGGAUGCGAGUUGACCAAUUAAUAGGCGAUAAGUAAAAGAUGGCGCAGCACAUAGUAGUGAAACAAGGGAUGUAAUUAUACCUUACCACUGUAAUAAAGACGCAAAAUACGCAAAUACGUGACUAAAGGGCCAUCUGUCCCUCUAUCUCCGGAAACAUUUUGGUAGAUAAAGAGACAUAGUGUGCCCUCUUUAAUUUUUCCUUUGUUAUUUUGUUAUUUCUUAACGGUCGUUUAGUCGUUAGCUGGUCGCCAUACGACCUAAACGGUAUGCAGCGAUGCGCAUUAUGAAAUGUGCGUUAGUGUUGCGGACUUUUCUAUUAUACUAUUUCCAUUUCCAUUUUCAUUUCUUAAUUAAAGUUAUAUUAAACAAUCAUAAUACUGUGGCGUGUGUUAUUCAGAAGAGUCACAUCAACCUAAUAAAAAUCAAAUACAAUACAAAUACAGUAUUGUCUCGAAAUAAGCAACUACUUUCUGUCUCGAUAUAAGCAACUCGCUAUCCCCACCUUUUUAUUUGAAGACGCCCGCCGAGUGAGAGAUCCGACAAGAAGCGAGAGGCACGUGAAAGGG
This is a messenger RNA of Hylaeus volcanicus, 3378 nucleotides long. RefSeq lists its product as uncharacterized. The transcript has 5 exons. Bases 16 to 654 code for a protein of 212 amino acids. NCBI's taxonomy places the organism in Eukaryota, Metazoa, Arthropoda, Insecta, Hymenoptera, Colletidae. The record is from RefSeq and is a predicted model, not a curated record.